AUGAUACGCGUUUCAAAGAGAAUUAUAAUUUCCGAGGACGAAGAAGAAGAAACAAUUUCUCCAUCUCAAAAUCAAGAAAAUUCAAAACCCAUAGAGGUUCUUGACCCCUCUCCAAAAACUUUGCCCAGCACUCUUACGUCAGUUUCAGAUCCUGCUAAACUUUCUUCAGACGAAGAUACUUCUUUAUAUAAAUCUAAACGCGCUUCUAAGCGAAUUAUUAUUUCUGACACCGAAAACGAAGAAUCUUCUUCCACCUUAGCAAAUGAUAAUACACAAACCAGAAAGCGUGUUAAGUAUGACUAUGAACAGAGAGAAAACUUCAGACAAACUGUACUUUCUCCUAAAGCCACGCGUAAGAGUACACGAAUAUCUAAAGGCCGAAUUAAAUUCAAUGAGAAUCUAAGAGAAUUAAUGGAAAAUAAAAGACAAUCAAAAUUGUCUUUCAAGCCAGUCAAUAAGAAAGAAGAAAAAAAUGUCGAAGAUGCGAUAAAUAUAAAUCUAGAUUCAGAUGAACUUUUAUCGCAAAAUGAAUCUGACGAAGAGCAGAAAGAAGAGAAAUCUCGAGAUGAAUCUGACGAAGAGCUGCAGGAAAAAGAAAAAUCUCAAGGUGAAUCUGACGAAGAGCAGCAGAAAGAAGAAGAAUCUCGAGAGGUUGAGCAUAAUAAUAUAAUAUCAUCAUCUAGUAAUAAUUAUGAAAACGAAGAAUUUGAUCUUGACAAGUCAGCCAUUUUAAACCGACGAACUCGAGAAAAAAGAAGUUCACGAUAUCAAGAGAACUUGCAACAACUUUUGGCACGAAGACAACGGCCAAAGAAUAAAAUAAUUGAACUCGAGGACAAUAAUGACGAGGAAAAUAGUGAUGAUGUUGACGAAGAAGAAACAGAUUUCGAACAAAAUUACGACGAAUCAGAUAAUGAAUUAAAUGAUUUUAUUGUGACAGGAGGAGACACAAUAAAUGUUAGUGAAUUUGAUUUACCAGAGAGAUUGACAUCUUCUGGCUCCCAAAGUCUCAAAUAUCAUUUUAAGGUCUUUAUUCAAUAUUUAACUUACCUUGCGACUGUUAUGAAUUAUAGUGAUGUGGAGGAGACCGAAUAUUUUCGAACAUCAAUGAAGAUGAUUGAUCGCAAAAUUCAAGGCUAUUACGAGAUUAUUGUUGCAAGUUCUGUAUGGAACACGAGAUUCAAGAAAUGUCUAGCUUUUUAUCCAAGUUAUGCUGUCUCAUACACGUUCCAAGCUUAUUGUGAUGCUUGUAACAGCACUAGAUCAGCGCAUUACAAACCUCUUGAUGAUUCGGAUUUAUUAUCUGAUGACUAUGGCAGUCAAAAAUCACGUCGGGGCAUUCAGAAAUUUUAUUUGGGAAAAUUUUGUCAAAUUCGCGCGAAAAUUUAUCAUAAUCUGCAACAUUUGAAAUUCCAUUUUUUUGAUAAAGUCAAAGGACAUGUUAACGACAUCAUAAAGGAACGUGGUGAAUCGAUCGACCCUAACAAUAUCACGACUAUCUUUGAUGAAAAUGGGAUUUCCGAGAAUCUUUUCAGACAAUUUGAAGACAUCUUGAAUGUGGCAGAGAAAAUCAAUCUAAAUCCAAAUUCUGUGGAAUAUGGUUGA
Messenger RNA from Ambispora gerdemannii, 1605 nucleotides. The record is from the annotation of a GenBank genome assembly. Lineage: Eukaryota; Fungi; Glomeromycota; Glomeromycetes; Archaeosporales; Ambisporaceae.